GGGCUGCGCCGGAACGACGAGUUUUGCUUUUCCGACAAAGGUCAAUGCCUCGCAUUCACACGAUUCCCCCUUCCAGGCUUAUAUAUAAGAAGGGUUUCUGCGAAACGUCCUACAAAUUUGCUAGAUACAUUAACUUCGGAGCCAACAUAAUGAAGGUCCUAGUUUUUGUGGCAAUAAUAUCAAGUCUAAUGAUUAUUUCAUUAGCACAAGAAGGAAACCAGCCUGCAGUUUUACCAGCAGGUGGUCCACCUGUUAUCAGCCGCUGUUGUUUAUAUGGAUGGUAUGAUUGUUGUGGAUACUUAUUUGGAUAUCGUUAUGGACAAUUACCACCCCAAUACCCAAAAUACCCACCACUUCCACUCUCAAGCAAUUACAUUUAUUGAGAAGAGUGAUAUUUAUAUUAUUAUGCCAUAUUUCACAUCGUAUAAAAAGUUAUUUCAUCAGCCCAUGAACUGUAAACCAUUUUUGCUGGAAUAUGAUAGUGUUUUUCAAAUCAUUAGUGUGUAUGUCUAAAUAUGAAAACUUAUGUUAUUUGGCUGAAAGACAGAAGCCAUGUAUAUUUUAAAUAAAAAUUAUGUUUAUUUAA
This is a messenger RNA of Stegodyphus dumicola, 586 nucleotides long. RefSeq lists its product as uncharacterized. Lineage: Eukaryota; Metazoa; Arthropoda; Arachnida; Araneae; Eresidae. The record is from RefSeq and is a predicted model, not a curated record.